CGUGGUGGUGCCCGAGUUUCGAUGCUCUGCGCAUUGCUGCCGUCGAGGCAGAAGUUGACCCUUGCCUCUUUGCGUGAUACGAGAGUAUUCUCACGGGUAUAAGAUACGGAGGGAAGCUCCCUUAUCGCCGGAACUGCGUGGCUGUUCCGUUGAGGACACGAGAUAUGGAGCAUGAUGAGGAGAAUCACAGUUGACGAUGAUGACGGCGGUGGUCGAAAGGCCAAAUUCGUCUGGAACGAUCUUCAGGAUAUAAAAGGGCGAUGGAUCCGCUGCUGUGUCGACUGUCAAGCAAUUCUGCAUUCUCAUCGUUCUCUCGCUCAUACAAAAAGUACUUGGACUCGAGGCAGUAUCAAAAGAAAUUCUCAAAAAGCCAUUUCACCUUCAUCAUGACCGACGUAGCACCAACCGUUGUGUUCAUCACAGGUGUUGGACGAGGCAUCGGAAAAGGUCUCCUCGAAACCUACCUUCGCCGCGACAACCACCUCGUCAUCGGCAGCGUCCGCGAUGCCACCUCCCUCCAAUACGACGCCCUGAGAUCCCUACCAACCGGCUCCUCCUCUCGACUCCUCCUCGUAAGCCUCGAAAGUACCUCUUCCAACUCCGCUCAAGAGGCCGUACAAGAAGCCCAACGCCAAACCGGCAUCACCCAUAUCGACCACGUCAUUGCCAACUCCGCUGUUGCGCCCCCGCCUAGCGCCAUCGCUGACGUCGAUGAAGCUGAAAUGGCCGCCGCCUACGAUGUCAAUGUCCUUGGUCCCCUCCGCUUGUACAAAGCGACCCGUGAACUCCUUGACAAGGCGAAGAGGCCCAUAUGGACGACUAUUUCGAGUACCGCAGGCUCGGUGACCAAGGUGCAGGAAUUUGGCAUUGUGGCACUUUUGUCGUACGGAGCGAGUAAGGCGGCGGUAAAUUGGUUGACGGUCGCUAUACACACCACCCAUUCUACUUGGAUCGCCGCCGCAAUCCAGCCAGGCUUCGUCAGCACGGAUAUGGGACGCAAGUCACGCGCAAUCAUGGGCUUUCCGCCGCCGCCUAUGUCGGUCGAUGACAGUGCGAGCAAGAUUGUUUCUUAUAUGGAUAAUGCAACUCGCGAGAGCGCUUCAGGGAUCCUGUUUGACGUGAUGCACGAGACCAAGGUGCCUUUCUAAGUCAUCCGAGUCGUACUUCGAGCCUCCCCAUCUCCGCCUAGAUUAGUUUCUCGCCCUUCGAAGAUUUCGGGAGGAACUUUCUUUAAGGCAAGCUGUCCUAGUGGUCUACAAUCAAAGGAAUUUAUGGACGUGCUUGUUCACGAAACUUGGAGUCUUGUCUCGCUUCUCGACGUCAUGGAUGAUUGUCUGAAUCGGGACCUGUGCGGUAAGAUACGAAGAGCGCCUAUCCGGUCUGAUUACAAGGAGGGUGGUACCAAUCAACGUAGAUCGCAGAUUGCGAGCGUUCCGAGAGAAAAUACAUUUCGGUCAUUCUGAGUACAAAAGCUCCGAGGCUUGCUCGUACUUCCCUCGUCACAGCUGGACGACUAGAUU
This is a messenger RNA of Dissoconium aciculare CBS 342.82, 1520 nucleotides long. RefSeq names its product NAD(P)-binding protein. The transcript is spliced from 4 exons. The coding region runs from base 387 to 1148 and encodes 253 amino acids. NCBI's taxonomy places the organism in Eukaryota, Fungi, Ascomycota, Dothideomycetes, Mycosphaerellales, Dissoconiaceae. The record is from RefSeq and is a predicted model, not a curated record.